AAUCAAAACUUUCUUGCCGGGCACGGUGGGUCUCUUCCUUUAGAAAAGGGCUAAAAGCCUAAAAGCUAAAACCUCUUAUAUGAUUCUCUCAUGAGCAGCAAAAGCAGCAAUUCGAGGACUCUGUUGCAGCAGGGCAUGGUGUUUCCGCUAGUGAAGCUAGGAUCCCUAGCGCUACGAACCAUCUGCAAACCCAUCGCUAACCGCCUCAAGAAACAAGCCGGAAUCAACCCUGGGUUCCGUCAAUUCAUCGUCAACAUUGCCCAGGCGAAUCAUAGGUUUACGACAAAGUUGCAAAGACAGGCUUCUGGUCGUGUAACUGAUGCGAUUAUUAGGCCUUUGAACGAAGAGAGAGCUGUUCAGGCCGCUGCUGAUCUUCUCGGGGAAAUCUUUGCCUUCACGGUUGCAGGGGCUGCUCUUGUCUAUGAGGUGCAGAGAAACGCCAGAGGCGAAGCUAGAAAAGAAGAGAAGCGACAAGAAGAACUACAGGAAUUCAGGCUCAGACAUAAGAAGAUGGAGAGCGAAGUGGAAGCGAUGAAUCAAAGGAUCUCCAUGAUCUCUGAAGCUCUUUCUAAACAAAGAGCUCUCGCUGCGCAAGAGCUUUCUAAACAAAGAAAGCCUGCAGAAGAUGUUUCUAAACCAAGAGGACUCGCUUGGCUCUACAGCUUUGUUUAUUGUGGGAGUGCUCCUGAGAAGGAGAGCUAAAGACGCAAAACCCUUAGCUCUUCAGCUUUGCUUGUAAUAUAGUUUCUGUCUUAGUUUCUGAUAUAAACAGAUUAGUUAAUUGCAGAAGAGAAGAGACGUGUGUUUUGUUCAGGCUUCCAACAACUAUUUCAUAAACCCAAA
Messenger RNA from Brassica napus (rape), 843 nucleotides. RefSeq names its product optic atrophy 3 protein homolog. Lineage: Eukaryota; Viridiplantae; Streptophyta; Magnoliopsida; Brassicales; Brassicaceae. Gene Ontology annotation, cellular component: mitochondrion. The record is from RefSeq and is a predicted model, not a curated record. The coding region runs from base 91 to 702 and encodes 203 amino acids. The transcript has 4 exons. Gene Ontology annotation, biological process: regulation of lipid metabolic process.